CUUAUAAUUCAAUUACUUUCUACUAUCUCAAGCUUACAAACUACAUACGAUUCGAUACACGAUACACGAUACACGAUCCACGAUCCACGAUCCUAAUGGCAUUUUCACCGCUACUCACACACCGUUACUCGCCUCUUCCUUCAAAUCGGCAUAUUAGGGUGCUUGAGAUACGGCAUGGCGACACUGGCUCUGAGCCGCUGAAGGGAAGUCUUCGGAAUCUUGAUCUCGAUGAUGAUAUGCAUCUACCCUAUGCAGCUUUAUCAUAUACCUGGGGCCAGCCCGACUUCUCCGAGACGUUAUUCUUAGACGGCUCCGUCAAAUUCAUAACUACAAAUUUAGCUAAUGCCCUUCGGCGCUUCCGUUUUGUUAGUUGUCUAAAAUGGAUAUGGGUAGACGCUGUAUGUAUUAACCAGCAAGAUGACGAAGAGAAAAGCUUUCAGAUCCCACUUAUGACAGAGAUAUACCGCAAUGCAUCGUAUACCAAUGUCUGGCUUGGGAACGAGGAUCGUGAUAUCAAGUCAAUGAAAGUCAUGCGGACGAUUGCUACCAGGAUCUCUGAGAACAUUCAAGAACCGGGAGUCUUGGACGCUUCAGCGCUAUCGCAUGUGAUAUCAAUCACCCAGCUCGCGUGGUUUACUCGUCGUUGGGUUAUUCAAGAGCUUGUCAUGAGCCCAAGUGUGUCGUUACACUGCGGUCCUAUAGAGCUAUCCUGGCAGCAACUCUCCAGGGUCCUGCUUAUAGCUAGGGAAAUUGCUCAACCAACACCAUCGCUUGCAUCGGCAAUUUCUCUUUACCACUUAUGGCUUACGUGGUCGAUGCCUCAAAUUGAGUCCUCAAUAAACCCAGCUCGCGCCGAUUCGAGGAAGAAAGGAAACUCCACCAAUAUGGCAAACUUGCUUCAUGCCUUCGAACACUUUGAUUGCGCAGACCCUCGAGAUCGAAUCUACUCAAUAUUUGGUCUUAAAAGGGAUGGGGUAAAUAUCGACAUAAAUUAUGCCUAUUCGACAGGAGAAGUCUUUACUAGCUUUGCGGAAGCCUAUGCAAAUUCUAAGGGGGAGGUAGAAAAUUUGCUAUUUUGGGUAUUGGCCGAGACAAGCACACGUCAGAGGGGAAAUAGAGUAGACGGGCUACCCUCUUGGGUCCCAGAUUGGCGGAUACCAUCUACUGGUAGACUUCCGUUCGAGCCGCACUUCAUGGAGGGCCAGUCAGUCCAAAGACGUUUGGGUAAUGCGUCAUAUUCUUUGACUAUGAAUUUCUUCAAGGGCCCAUCAGUUCAUGGGAGGCCUGAGGUUCCGCUUACUGUUUCUUGGGCAGUGUUCCGUGGUGAGAACGAAGAUUUUCCUGAUUUUAUUGCACGAUCAGCUACGGCCGUCUGGGAAUGGUAUCUUGCCAACACUACCAGAGAUUCCGAUGCGAUAAAUGAUGAGCAACUCUGGUAUUGGGUCACGCAUCGCGUAAUCAACAACCUGCUCCCCUGGGCAUUGGCAGGCAUCCCUUUAACCGAUUCAGUUAGCCGUUCGCCACCUGAAAAGAGACACGAGCUCGGAGCAAUUAUUCGUGAUUUUUGGACGAAAUUUUGGCCCAAUGCCACAUCAAGUGGAUAUGUACAGGUAGAAGAGACCUGGAAGAGAUUAGAGGCGACAACGCGCUGCUUCUUCGUCGCCCUUCCAGAUCCAAAUGCCAGGCCGGGUCUUAAGACUAGCGUUAUAGGUAUAGGGUUUUCGGAUUUACGCGAAGGAGACAGGGUCAGCGCCAUAGACGCGAAGAUGAAGACACCCGAGAGCGACCUCCCAGGGAAUCAGACAACCUCCGGCUUGAUUGUUCGGGAUUCUUUACAAUAUACAUAUAGCCAAGCGAACCAACAAGUGUAUUCGAGAGAAGAUUGUAGUAACCGCGACUAUAGACCUCUGGAGUUCAUAGGUUGCUGCUACCUAUAUUAUGAUUUCAAACUCGUGGGCUGGGAUAGUUGUCUUUCUGAUCUCAUAGUAUACUGAGUUGGCAGAGCUGUAGAAACCAAGGGCCUUAUCACCUUGGCGAGACCCACGUACCUUCUACUCUAUGAGAGACUGGGGCUAUCAAAUAAUAGUCUCUCAACCCUUUUUGAAUAUAGAACCAGUUGAACCAGUUGUUACCUAGGUAUGUAUCCGUCUAAGUACCUAAAGGCAGCUAAGCUUGGUUUGGAAAUGUUUAUCUUCGCUUUAAAUUAUAUUUCCAGCGUGACAUCGUGAUUCUUAAACCAGUUAGAGACAGGUUUAUAAUAGCACUUUGUUUUAAGCGCUAAGAAUACAC
This is a messenger RNA of Daldinia decipiens, 2289 nucleotides long. RefSeq names its product heterokaryon incompatibility protein-domain-containing protein. The transcript has a single exon. The record is from RefSeq and is a predicted model, not a curated record. The coding region runs from base 96 to 1994 and encodes 632 amino acids. Lineage: Eukaryota; Fungi; Ascomycota; Sordariomycetes; Xylariales; Hypoxylaceae.